Eucalyptus grandis is the source of this 973-nucleotide messenger RNA. RefSeq names its product zinc-finger homeodomain protein 9. The transcript has a single exon. Gene Ontology annotation, biological process: regulation of developmental process; regulation of DNA-templated transcription. Gene Ontology annotation, cellular component: nucleus. Gene Ontology annotation, molecular function: DNA-binding transcription factor activity; transcription cis-regulatory region binding. NCBI's taxonomy places the organism in Eukaryota, Viridiplantae, Streptophyta, Magnoliopsida, Myrtales, Myrtaceae. The record is from RefSeq and is a predicted model, not a curated record. The coding region runs from base 94 to 771 and encodes 225 amino acids.
UUCAGAAUGAGGUAAGGGAGAACAAGAAGAAGAUAAGAAACCCUAGAAAACAAUUUUUAUUUUUUUUUCAGAAAAUGACAUACGACACCCAGCAUGGGCAGCGUAUAUAAUUCCACUCCCUCUUCAUUCUCCCAAAAAGAAACAUAUCCAACCCAACCACAACAGCAUCACAUAGAGAGAGAGAGAGAGAGAGAGAGAAUGGAAGGAGAUAAUAGGAAUGAGGCAUAUAGAGAGUGCUUGAGAAACCAUGCAGCCAGCUUGGGGAGCUAUGCGACCGACGGGUGCGGCGAGUUCACAUUGGACGACACCUCCCCGGGCAGCCUCCAAUGCGCAGCGUGCGGCUGCCACCGCAACUUCCACCGGAAGAUGACCUACGUCUCCGCCCACGCCGGCAGUGGGGGGCUGAUGGUGUGCCGGUCCGGCGGCCGGGACAAUGCCGAGUUGUGCGGUGGGGAGCUCGUGGAGUAUGGGCGGGGGAGGCAGCUGAACAUGGCGGCAGAUUCGCCGGAGAGCGGCGGCGGCGGCAGCGGGGUGAAGAAGAGGUUCAGGACAAAGUUCACGACAGACCAGAAGGAGAAGAUGUUGGCGUUCGCGGAGAAGCUGGGGUGGAAGAUGCAGAGGAAGGAUGAGGAGGACGAGAUCGAGAGGUUUUGCCGGAGCGUUGGGGUGAGCAGGCAGGUGUUCAAGGUGUGGAUGCACAACCACAAGAACUCCUCUUCUUCCUCCACCUCUGCUUCCACAGGCAAUGCCUCCUCCCUCACCACUCAGUAGUACAGAAGAGAGAGAGAGAGAGAGAGAGAGAGAGAGAGAAGUAUUAACUACUAGUCAGUUUAUCUUUCAUUUUUUUUCUUUUCCGGGGGGUUCAUUUUUCUUUCUUCUUCUGCUGGUUUUGAAUUUUGUUUUCUCUAUAUUGUUCAUGAGGAGAAGGAUUAAGGAAAUCUCACAUGGUCUUGAAUCCCACUUUCUUCUUUUC